AUGGUCUGUGCAGGCGCAGAAAGAGACUCAAUUUUACGAGGUAGGCAGCCACUCAGGGAUUGGGAAUACCUCAGUUCAGCAAACAAGGUGUUCAAAUUGGAGUACUUUAGCCCGGGAAACUCAAAAGUCCGUUAUUUAGGCAUAUGUUACAACACACCACCUGAUUAUGGGGAAGCCAACCUUCCACUUUAUGAUCGAACCGUGUGGGUGGCCAACCGUAACAAUCCGAUUGCCGAUGCAUCAGGGAGUCUUUUCAUUGACACUGAUGGAAAGUUGAAGAUUACUUCCAGAGGAGGCGAUAUUACAAGUGUUUUUAAUUCAGCCCCAGUAGCCAGUAAUGACGCAAGUGCUAUACUGCUAGAUAAUGGCAAUUUUGUUCUGAGAGAACUGAAUCCGGAUGGUUCUGUAAACCAAACCUUGUGGCAAAGCUUUGAUUAUGCUACAGACACGAUUCUACCUGGAAUGAGGAUGGGUAUCAAUUUCAAAACAGGGCAUCAGUGGUCGCUUACUGGUUGGAUAAGCAAAGAAUCACCAUCAUCAGGUUCAUUUACCAUUGGUGGAGACCCAAAUGGCACAAACCAAUUGAUAAUAUGGUAUAAGGGAAAUGUGUAUUGGACUACUGGCAUUUGGAACAAUGGACGUUUCGCCAACCUUGCCAAAUUACUUGAUGGUGACUUCAGUUUCGUUUCAAAUGAGAACGAAAAGUACCUUACGUAUUCAGUAAAUGAGAAUAUAUCUUUCUUAUAUUACAGAAUAGAUCCAUCUGGUAUCGUGAUGGGAAUAGUAUUAGGAUCCUUUGGUGAUUGUUCUUUCUCAAAACCGGAUGGAGGAUGUGUGAAAAAGACAUUGCCUGAUUGUAGAAAGCCUGAUUAUUGGUUCGAGAGUAGGGUGGGUUACAUGCGGGGUGAUGGUUACAGAUUUGGUGAAAGUUACAACCUUAGUAUUUUUGAGUGUCAGGAAAAGUGUGAGCAGAAUUGUUCGUGUGUUGCUUAUGCUUCUCGCACCACCCAAUAUGGAACUGGUUGUGAGAUUUGGAAUAAAGAAACGAACUUCUACGCAUCUGGAUAUGCAGACAGGGAGAUUUUUGUUCUUAAAAGAGAUACAGGGAGUGAAUCCACUUAUGUUCGUGAGAAGCACAAACUGGCAGCUAGAAAGUGGUGGAUAUGGCUUAUUACUGCAUUCGGUGGGACAACAUUACUGGCAUUCACCACCUUUUGCUUUUUUAACGUCCGAGUAAAAGGGAUGGUCAGAACAAAAGCACGAAUACUGCUAAAUGAGCUCGAAGAUACUAUCACUGCUCCAGGCAAAUACAGCCAAUCCAGUGAUACAAUGGAUAAGAAGAUGAGCCAAGUGAACAUUUUCAGCUUUGAAAGUAUUGCCAUGGCCACAAACAAUUUCGCCGAUGAGAAUAAGCUUGGACAGGGGGGCUUUGGACCAGUUUAUAAGGGAGCAUUACCUGGUGGACAAGAGAUAGCUAUAAAAAGACUUUCAAGAAGCUCGGGACAAGGGCUGACAGAGUUCAAAAAUGAGAUUCAAUUGAUAGCCAAACUCCAACACACUAAUCUUGUUAGGAUUUUAGGAUGUUGCAUUCAAGGGGAAGAAAAAAUUUUAGUAUAUGAGUACAUGCCUAAUAAAAGUUUAGAUUUCUUCCUCUUCGAUUCGAGCAGAGGAGAAUUACUAAAUUGGACUGACCGAAUGAACAUUAUAGAAGGAGUUGCUCAAGGACUACUCUACCUCCACAAAAUCUUUGGGGUGCAACAAACUGAAGCAAACACCAAAAGAAUUGUUGGAACAUACGGCUACAUGUCUCCUGAGUACGCCAUAAAAGGCAUCGUGUCAAUGAAAUCUGAUGUAUUUAGUUUUGGAGUUUUACUACUUGAAAUUGUGAGUGGCAAGAGAAAUCAUAGCAGCCACCCAUUGGGGCACCACCCGUUCAACCUCAUAGGACUUGCAUGGGAGCUUUGGAUGGAAGGUAGAGUUCUAGAGCUAAUGGAUUCAAGACUGGAUGAUUCGAGCCACGAGGAUGAAAUCAUGAGAUGUAUUAAUGUGGGUUUGUUAUGCGUUCAAGAUCAGCCCGGUGAUAGGCCGUCCAUGACAGAUGUGGUUUCAAUGCUUACAAAUAGUACGGUGCAACUGCCGGCACCAAAACAACCAUCAUUCUUUACUGAAAGCAGUUCACAAGAAGGGAAAAGUGAAAUUACGACAGAAAAUUAUUGCUCCAAUAUAUUGUCAAUUUCAGUAAUGGAAGCUAGAUAA
Messenger RNA from Fraxinus pennsylvanica, 2256 nucleotides. The record is from the annotation of a GenBank genome assembly. Lineage: Eukaryota; Viridiplantae; Streptophyta; Magnoliopsida; Lamiales; Oleaceae.